AUUUUCAGCACGUUUGCAGGAAGUGGUGCUUGGAAGUUUGAGCAAGGAUUUUUCCCACAUUAACUAAAGGAAAAUAUGUUUUAUAAUCUGAUUUCAGGCGGUUCUGUAUAAAGGCAAUGGAAGCAAAUAUAUCAGGAUUUCUGACUAUGCACAAACUGAGAAAUAUCAUCACGGUCUUCCUAAUCCUGAAUUUCACGUGGUCGAUGAAUAGAAAUAUAUUUUACAAAAUGAGGGCGAAGGUUUCGACCCGAAACGUCGAUUGCAUCUGCCUGACCCGCGGAGUUUGUGCAUCUGCUGGGAGUCCAAGCCGAGCCGGGGACUUCCGGCAACACGCCAGUUCAUGAUCGUGGGUCCCAACAGAAAGCUCGGGCAAGGCUCCAUCGCAGCGGCUCGGAGGGCUGCAGGAGGCGCCGCCUCCCUCGCCGUCAGGGGCGGGCUCUCGGUGCAGAUUCCGGAGUGGUCAUUAUGCAAUGUUGUCCCCCAGUACAUCAUUUUUACAAAUCAAGUUCGACGAUUUACAAUUUCAUGAAAAUUGCGGCGGAGGAAGCUUCGGUAGUGUUUACCGAGCAACAUGGUUGUCACAAGGCAAAGAGGUGGCUGUCAAGAAAUUGCUAAAGAUAGAAAAAGAGGCAGAAAUUCUCAGUGUUCUCAGCCACAGAAAUAUCAUUCAAUUCUAUGGAGCUGUCUUAGAGUCACCAAACUAUGCCAUAGUCACUGAAUAUGCUCCUGGGGGUUCACUGUUUGACUAUUUGUCCAGUGAUGAAAGUGAGGAAAUGGAUAUGGAUCAGAUAAUGGCUUGGGCAACUGAUAUUGCCAAAGGUAUGCAUUAUUUACAUAUGGAUGCUCCAGUGAAAGUAAUCCACCGGGACCUCAAAUCACGAAACGUGGUGCUUGCUGCAGACAAAAUUUUAAAGAUAUGUGAUUUUGGUGCUUCAAGGUUUCACUCUCAUACAACACACAUGAGCCUGGUGGGUACCUUCCCGUGGAUGGCACCAGAGGUUAUACAGAGUUUACCUGUGGCUGAGACAUGUGAUACAUAUUCCUAUGGUGUGGUUCUUUGGGAAAUGAUGACACAGGAGAUCCCAUUUAAAGGUCUUGAAGGCUUACAGGUGGCCUGGCUAGUUGUGGAAAAAAAUGAGAGGUUGACCAUUCCAAAGAGCUGUCCUGCCAGUUUUGCAGAAAUAUUGCAUCAGUGUUGGGAAACAGAUCCCAAAAAAAGGCCAAACUUUAAGCAGGUCUUGGGGUCCCUUGAAGUUAUGUCACAUGACAGCAAGCUUCCAGACCAGUGUAACUCCUUUCUGCACAAUAAGGCUCAGUGGAGAUGUGAAAUUGAGGCUACUUUGGAAAGACUGAAGAAACUGGAACGUGAUCUGAGCACGAAAGAACAAGAGCUGAAGGAACGAGAAAGACGUUUGAAAAUGUGGGAGCAAAACCUGCUGGAACAGUCCAGUGCUCCGUUGCUGCCAUCCUUAGAUAUAUAUUCCUGGACAGAGGAAGAUGUGUACUUCUGGAUACAGCAAUUGUUAGAUAAAGGUGACACAGACAGUGAAAUGAAAGGCUACGCAGAACUGUUCAGAAAUCACCACAUAACUGGCCGAAGGCUGCUCUUGCUGAAAGAACAAGAUUUGAAAGACAUAGGAAUACAGUCCAAAGGACAUAUCAUUCAUUUAAAGACUGAAAUUGAAAAACUGACCCUUGACUACUUGAACCUUUUUCACUUUCCUCCUUUAAUUAAGGGAGAUGAUUCUGAAGAAGAUGAUUUUGGAGAAAAGAUCCUGCACCUUGACCUGCUCUUUGGUUAUCAUUUAAAGCCGGGGAAAGGGUUUCAGGAUAGUAAGUGGAAAAUGUAUGUAGAAGUGGACGGUGAUGAUGUUGCGUUGACCUAUAUCAAGGACAUAACUUUCAACAUUAAUAGACAAGACACAGAUGUAAUUAAAAUAACCAAGCCUCCCUACCUAAUGGAGAAGUGGAUUGUGGGAAUAAGUGAGAACCAGACUGUGGAAUGUAUUGUUACCUAUGAGACUGAUGUCAAAACUCCCAAAACAACCAAGCACCAUCACAUCAUUGCGCUGGAUAAUUUGAUUACCGAAGUUAAGGAGGUGGUGCUACUUAUCCAGACUGUCUCAAUGAAUACAGAAAGUAGAUUUCAGAACAAAUGCCAAUCGAAUAUCCGUCAACAGUGGUUCGAUGAUUUGAAGUUGCAGAGCAUAUCCUCGAGUGACUCUCCACAAUAUUCUGCAGUUUUACCUCCCAACCAUAGCAAUUCCAGUUCAAUUACAUUACCUCAGUAUUUAUUAUUUUCUAAACAAGACUCCUAUGCUGCAGCUGUAAGAAGAGUGCAGAGCCCUAGCAGGUAUCAUGUCACUGCGACGAUGGCUCAAUCCAGGCGAAGUUCUAGCCCAAUAUCAACAGCACCAGCAGGAUUAUGCAGUCGCCUUUCCGCUGCACAUCUGAGCCCUGCGGGGAGCAAUGUGUCCAGCGCAAAUUCAAGCUUCAGUAUGGAAAGAGACCAGAUUAGCAGUAGACAAAGUAGUGGCUACCAUAGCAAUGAUUCCAAUGGCUUCUCAUUUAAUAAAAUAACCAGUUCAGAGAGAUUAAAUAACAAUGAUAGAAAAGGGGGCAGCCCAGUGUUCACAUCUGGUAAUGGAACUUGGAACAAGGUAAAGGGACGAGGUAGGGAAAGAAGCAAAAGCUCACCUCUCGGGCAUAACUCUGGGUACCAGUCGUCAGAAAAGAGAGUUAGUCAGGCAAGUCGUUCUCACCAUGCUAUGUCAUGGGUCCCUGACAGAUAUUUGCAGAAGCGAAUAGACACGGAUAAAAGCACAGUCCCUGAAUUCUCAGAUGUUAAUGCCAAGGGCCCACAAGAAUCAACUGAUGAUAGGCCAGGCAAACCUAAUGAAGGUGAGUGGAUUAAAGUUCAACGUCAUAGGAAACCCACAAAAAGUGACUGUUUUAAAGUGUCCAGAGGCAGAGGACGAGGACAAAGAAUAGUUCGCAACUAAUAGUACUGAAGAAAUACCAAAAAGAUCGCUUCUGUAAACAUCAGGGAAAAAAAGGCAUUUCUAUUUCCAGUUUUUAUUUGUGUGACUGACAGCUGAUAACUGUGUCCUAGUAGAGGAGCACAAAAGAUUUAAGUCAUAGUCAAACCUUUCAUUGUACUAAUUUAUGUCUAAAUUCAGUAUUAACUAAAUGAGCUCAGUAAAUUUAUGGGAUGCAUAUGCUUGACUGAGGUUUCAAAGGAAAAUCAAUCCACUGAUACUUUAAAAUGUAUUUAUCUGAGGUAGUGAGUGCGAGGACAGUCUGUGUUUGUGCACUGAAAAGGUGACGAUGUGCCACAGAUGCUGCUUGACUUGCUGAGUUUGUUUUUCACUGAUGGUCGAUAUGUGUGGAUUAAAUAUUGUGUCCUUAUACUGUAUAUGGUAAGAAGCACUGCCCCGAUUCUGUGAAUCAGUGUAUAUUAGCCUUGACUGUUCUUAUUUGCUUCCCUGAUAGCUCUAAAUCAAGAAACCAAUGUUUUUAGGCAAAUUACAAUAAGUGAAAUUAUAUCAGAAAAAUAUCUACUUAGAACUUUUUAUCAACACAAAACUUGCAUAGUUUUUUUACUUAAUGAAAUUGGGGGUUGUUCUUUUCUUAAAAGUAUGCAUUACAGAUUAGUGCUCUUAAGAUGUGCUGCAAGAAUUCUACUUUGGCACAAAACAGCUUCUUAACUUUUCCACAAGUAGGGACUCCAAGUGCCAUGAAGUAACUGGAACUUCUGGAAACCUCCAUUUUCAUAGGCCGCACAAUAAAGUGUAUUGAAGAUAUGGAUACCUUGUUACUUCUUGCCACUAUUUGAUUUCUACAGGAUUAUGUUCCAUUUGCCCCCUUGGAGUUUUGAAGCAUCUCAGUUAGUUUAUUAUAUUAUUUGCAUUUGAAUGCUGUUCUCUUCUAACCUCGCCCUGUCUUCCCCACCACCAGCCCAUCAAACUGCUCCACAAACCCAACACGGUGCAACCACAAUUAUAUGCACUCAUUCCCUGGCUUCUCGUAAAAUUGCAUCUGCAGCAUUAUUUAGUCAAUUUCUGACAACAUUCAGUGAGAAAUAAUGUGGAUAGGUUUUAAUAAGUGCUGAAAAUGUAUGAAAGAAAGACCAUUGUUAUUCCAAGUGAGUUUUCAAUUUACAAUAUGCUUCAUGAGUGAAGGUGGCAGGAAAAUGUUCACAUGGCAACUGAACUCAUACAAAUCUGAAAUGAUUUUUAUAUAUAAUACAUUGCACAUAAAUAACUCAAUGAUCACCUGUAGUAUUCAAUGUUGAUAAUAUUUUUAUAGAUUGAGAGUCAGUAAGCUUCUAUUUUGUUAUGAAAGGAAUUCACCCACGAAGUUGCAAUAUUGUCUUGCUUUUAACAUUCAGCAGAUAACACAUUAAUUUGAGGUACUGAUACGAGGUCACUAAUCUGAAAUGUUCACUUUUACUGUUUCCAUAGAUAUUGCCUGACUUGCUAAGCACCUCCAACAUUUUCUGUAUUAUUACAUAAAACUGAGAUCCUGUCUGCUGCAGAUCGAUUUAAAUUAUUCCAAAGCACUAUUUAGAGAAAAGCAGGGAAUUCCAAUCAUGUUCCAACCAACACCCAUCUCUCAGCUAACUGGAUAAUGUAAUGUAGUGGUUACCUUUCUGGAUUAGAAAUCUAAUCAUCUGCACUAAUGUUUUGAUAAUGUAAAUCUCUAAUCUCACCGUGGGAGAUGGGGAAUUUAAAUUCAGUCAAUCUGAUUAUCAAGCUAGCAGGAGUACAAUCCUGUCAGGUGGAUGUAAACUACCUCUGACUCACCAGCAUCCUUCAGCAAAGAAACCCCAUGGCACUUACCUGCUCCAGCCAUUAUGUAACUUCGGACAGAACAACAGAAGAGUACAGCACAGUACGGGCCCUUCCGCCUGUGAUGUUGUGCUGACCUUUUAGCCCACUCCAAGAAUGAUCUCAUCCUUCCCUCCUGCACAGCCCAUAACCCUCCAUUUUCUUUCAUCCAUGUGCCCAUCUACGAGUCAUAAAUGUGUCAGCCUCCACCACUAGUCCUGGUGGUGCAUUCAAAGCAUCUGUGUAAAAAUACCUAUCUCUGACACAUCCCCUAAACUUUCCUCCAGUCACCUGAAAAGGAUGUCCUCUGAUAUUAGUCAGUUUUACCUGGGAUAAAGAUGCUGUUGUCUAUCUAAGCCUCUCAUAAUCUUAUACACCUCUAUCAAGUAGUCUCUUGUCCUCCUUUGCUCCAAAGAGAAAAGUGCUAGCUCGCUUCAUCUUUACCUCAUAAGACAUUCUCUCUAUUCCAAACAGCUUCCUGCUAAAUCGCUGCAGCCCCCUCUAAAGCCUCCCCAGCCUUUUGAUAUGACUGUCCUCCAAAAUGAUUUAGCUAGCCACUCAAUGCGUGAGCAAUUGGGAGAAGGCAAAUAUUGUAAAAAAAGAAUUAGGAGAAAGCUGAUGUCACUGAAAUAUUUAACUGACUACUUACCUCAGAGAACUCCAUUUGCCUGUAAGGCGUUGUGAUAAACGAUUCAGCUGCCAUGCUUGUCUCCACAGCAAUGAAAGCACAGUGUAAAGAAUUAACUGGAUAUGAAACGCUUUGAACACGAAAAAUAUCAUACAAAUUUAUUGUAUUUUUCCCUUGUUAAGGGAUUGCAUAACUAGUCUCUGGAUAGGAAGCUGUGACAUUUUCACCAUGUCACCCAGACUGUAUCCUUGAAUCUACCAACAUUAGACAGAUGAACCUUGAGAUUUCUGAUUGGCCUGCUGUUUGUUAAGUGUUCUAUCUCAGUGUGAAGGGGAGGAAGAACUGACAUUAUGUAAUUUACAUCUCUUGGAUUGUGCGACUACAAUUCAAAUGGAUUGGCAAUUAUGACAAUUGUGUAUUUAGGUCUGGCUUAUCUCGAGCUUCCCAACAAAGAAUAGAUGUCUCAGUAGCAGUAAUUAGCAGGCAUUUCGUGUGCUGCCGCAUAUAUGUUUUUGAAUAAAUUCUCAAUGCCAAUACUUCUGACAUUAUGUGUAGAAAUGUAUGUGAGAGAUAUGGGUAAUUUUUGUAUGUCGUGUGUCAUUACGAAUAUAUUUAUACAAGGACUAAUAAAUAGCCUUUUUAAAGGAAAUGCAUUGAUUAGAGAUUGUGUAUGCAUAGUAUGAAAUAUUUUAUUGUAACGGAUUGUGCAGGCUUCAGUUAACUCUUUAAGGAACGUAAUUAUUGUGUGUAUGGGCCAAAAAACUAAUAAGACACAGGCUAGUAGAAUGGGCAGUCGAAAUGCACUGCAGCGAAAUCUGCAUUCUAUAUUUUUAAUAAGGGUUGAUGCACUUCGCUAGGAAAAAGAGAGAUAGAACAGAUGCAAGAACAAGGAAGAUAAACAUCAGAUUAAUGAAGCAUUUGUGGACUUUACCAAAUAGUAUCAUAGAACUAGAAAUGUUAAUAGCCACACAUAUUCAUUGUGCCGGUUACCCCAGGGCCAUGGGUGAGGGAACACAAUAUGGGAUAUUCCAUGCCUGUAUCCUGUAUCUUAAGCAUGGUCCUGCACUAUAGGGAUAUGAUAUUUCAGUAAUUUCUCAGGAGAGGAAAGUUUAUCAGUGUGUGGCUGUAGCAAGCUGUACAGAAGCUUUAAGUAGCUCUAAACACCAAAUGCUGAAGUUUUAUCUGUCCUCAAUGUUGCAAAAAGAUGGGCCAGGACUUAUGGCUACAUUAAGUUGUACUACCUGACCCUUGUAGAAAAGUUUCUGUAAUAAAGCAUCUUUGACCACAAGUCAAACAGAGAGUGGUCUGCUUGGAAUGUUCUUAAAGCCCUGCAGAAGAAAGUGACGGUGGAUCCUGUUUAAAUGGUUUCUUGAACAUUUUCUAAGGUGAUAAGGCAGAGUAUCUCAUUACCAGAGCUCUUAACUAAAGGACCAAGACCUUGCCCGGUUGAAGAGGAGUCAGGUCCUACAUCCUACUGCAUACAACACUCAGGGUGGCUGCAGUCAGGAUGAGAUCUACUAGACUGUAUGUUUGCGAAGGAGGUCUGGAAAAGAAUGCAAGGAAGCUUCUGUUGCGUUUCCUCCUGAGCUGCUGCAAAACACAGGACUCCGUGCUCGAGUUGUUCCCAGAGACACAUUAUCAGUCUCUGCUGGAAGACCAUCGCCAGGGAGAAGACACAUUUUGGUCUCCACGGAACUUGUUUCUCUACCAGUGCAAGGAAUUGUCCACAAUGAAAUGUCGUAGAGUGACACAUUCCAAACCACAGGACUCUCUGCAGAGGAACAGACUGAAGUUGGGUGCAAUUACUGUAAUACUUCUUCAGGGAAAAGCCACAAUAUAGAGUUCUAGCACUGGACACUGAGAAACUGGUCCACAUAUAGUAAUGUCUCAAGGAAAUCUCUGCAGGGACUAAAUUAAAAUGUUAUAUUAAUUAAUGUAAUGAUACGCUUGCUACAGAGCAAUGGCCUGCAUUGUAUAACGACAUUAUAUUGAAUAAAGCAUAUUUCUGAGAAAAAAAA
Molecule: messenger RNA, 7475 nt
Organism: Hypanus sabinus (Atlantic stingray)
Lineage: Eukaryota; Metazoa; Chordata; Chondrichthyes; Myliobatiformes; Dasyatidae
Product: mitogen-activated protein kinase kinase kinase 20-like
Exons: 20
Coding region: 471-3002 (843 amino acids)
Biological process (GO): protein phosphorylation
Cellular component (GO): cytoplasm
Molecular function (GO): ATP binding; protein kinase activity; protein binding
Source: RefSeq, a predicted model, not a curated record